GGGAGCUUCAAACCUCCCUUUGGCCGCAGUCAAUACCACCACCGUAUGCAGUCGCCCUCAGUUCUGAAUCAUGUGACACAAACAAUGGCGUUGAGUCUGCGCAGUAGGACGUGAACGUGCCUCAGCAGAGCUAUGACGUUGUUCAACAGCACGCAUGAACGUUUCCUCCAGCUGGAAGAUGCGAGGUAUAUUAUGUUUUCAACUGAGGAAAAGGAGGGGAUUAUACAAUUAAUCGACGACAAACUUCGCAUAUUUUUAUCCGUUUCAAUAUGCAAAAGGAUUCUGAAUGAAGACUUGAACAUACUCUUGUAAGAUGGUGUUUGGCUCUAAAAAUGGACCGUGACAAGUUCAUGGCCACCAACAAGAAGAGAAUAAUGGUUCUUCGCGAGGACGGGGCAACUGCCCACAUGGCACUUCCUUCGGCUGCCUCUCCCCCUGACCUAUUGGGUACCCUUAAAACAAAACAGGGAAGUGCAGUUGUAGCCAUUGAGAAAGCAAACAUUGCAGCAACGUCCACUCCGAACUGUGCAAUGGGUGUUGGUCAAAUAGCCCCCACAUUAAACUCCAAUGCCAUUUCUGAUAACCAACCAGAGAAUUUAUCACCAGAGAGCACUUGCAGAGGUAUUAAGAUCAUUUUGGACAAUAACAACAUGUGGAAUGAAUUCUUCAGAAGCAAAACCGAGAUGAUACUAACAAAACAAGGCCGGAGGAUGUUCCCGUAUUGUCGCUUUCGCAUCUCUGGUUUGGACCCCUUCCAGAAGUACACUUUGCUGAUGGAUAUCAACCCAGUGGACAACAAACGUUACAAGUGGACUGGGCAAGACUGGAAAAUGUGUGGAAAGGGAGAAGCACAUCUGCAGAGACAGGUCUUCAUCCACCCAGAUUCUCCAUCUUCUGGUCACCAAUGGAUGCAGAACCCAGUGUCAUUCUACAAGCUUAAGCUUACUGACAACCACAUGGACCAGGAUGGCAAUAUCAUUUUGCAUCCAAUGCAUCGUUACUUACCACACCUCCAUGUGGUCUCAGCUGAAACAGCUACAGAGAAUAUUCAGGUCAGUGGGCCUGAUGUGAUAACCUUCACCUUUCCACAGACUGAAUUUUUUGCAGUAACGGCUUACCAGAACGUACGCAUGUCUCAGUUCAAAGCAGACUUCAACCCCUUUGCAAGUGGACCCAACUCCUGGGCUCUAAAGAUGAAGAUGAGUCCUUCCAAUGAGUCGAAGAAGGAUGAAAUUGGAAUGACCACUGAAGUCAAGCCUUUGAAAGGCUUGAAUGGCCUUAAAUCUUUGAUGGCAGCAAAACGUAACUCCAAAGACAUUUCCGCAGUGGAUAAAGGACUCCUUAGCGCUGAUGCUCAACAUCUUACACCUGCAGUCGGUGAAAAGAUAUCUCCCAAUGAGCUCAAGAUUGUGAGAGGCCUCGGUGGCCUGAAGUCUUUGAUGGCAAAACACAGCUCUAAAGAUACUUCAUCAGUACAUGAAGGUCUGAUCACUUCCAAUGCUGUUACCCUUGCAGGUUGCGACAAACCCGGGAUCAACACUGAUGGACCAAGAACCAGACUGAAGUCAAUUCUGUCCAAUGAGAUUAACCAGUCUCCCAAUGAGCCUAAUUUUGAAAAAACCCUGAAUAAUUGUAAGUCAAUGAUGACAGAAUGCACUUCUACAGAUAACUCAGCAGCAGGUCAAGGAUUUCUCACUUCUGAUGACCGUGACAUAGCAAUGGUCAAAACAAGUUCCUUAAAUGAGUCUAAAGACGAAACCAGGUCUAUCAGUGAGCAAAAACCUGGUAAAUGCCUGAAUAACCUGAAAUCGUUGAUGGUAAAAAGAAAAAGUAAAGACACUUCAGCAGUAGAUCAGGUAGUCCUUAGUAAAGAUGGUCAAAAUGUUACACUCGCUGACAGUGAAAACUCUGAGGUCAGUGAUAAUAGGCCAGACUCCAAUGCAAUAGAACUGAAAUCAGGUCCCUGUAAUGAGUUGGAAAAAACUGAAACUACAUAUUCAAAGGAUUUUAACCCUCUUCAAAGUAAUCUCAGGUAUUUGAUUGACAAGCGCGUUUCUAAAGAUAUUUCUUCAAAAUGCCAAGGACUUGUCAGCUGUGAUGCAAAAACAUUGAAUCUUAUAAAAUGUGAUGAGUCUGAAGUCAAGGAUUUGUACAGUUCCUCCAAGAAGUCACCUCCCUCCAAAGCGAAGAAAGAUGAAAUAAUAUCUCCCAAGACUUGUAAGCCUGUGAAAAAUACCAGAAAAUAUUCGCGUGGAAAAUGCUAUUCCCAAAAAACAUCAUCAGCAGGUGAAAGUGCUCAAAAUGCUCCAGUGGUGGCCAUUGCAAAGUCAGCUGGCAACAUACAGUCCACUGAUCAAAAUGAUGGUAGUACAACAGGACCUUGUCAAAGAAACUUCUCUGAACUAAUUCGGGAGUGUCAUCUGAAAAUAAUAAGGUGCAAUGUGGAGAUCACAAAUACAGCUGUUGUGCAAACAGACAAAAAGGGCAUGGUUGCACAAGGUGUGGUUGUGAAAGUAGCUGCGAAUGACAGUUUGGGGGAAAAGGUGGGAACCCAGAACAACAUGACUACAACUGACACUUUCACUAGCAUUGUAAAAUCAUCUCAGUCCGAGGAACCUGUGAAGACCCGUGUGUCAACCCAUAACCAUUCAGCAGAUGAAGUUGAAAACAGUCAAAAGGCUACACACAGCUCUGUGUGCUCUGAAGGGAAAAGGACAGGUUCUCAUGAACAGCAGCAGGGGAAUAGUAAACCACACAAACGACCCGAACCUGUUCCCUUGCCCCUGCUUGCACUGUACCUUCAACAGUUAAAGUCUAAAUCUAGACCUGUUCGGACCAAACCAAAACCUCUUACUGUAUCGCCGCCUUCUUUGUCCUCAUAUUCCGCUGUUCCAACCAGAGAUGCUGUUAAUCCAGCCACAAAUCCUACUGGCCAAGCCACAGACUCGGCUGGCCCUGUAAAGGAUUCUACCAGUCCAGUCAACAACACAAUUGGAUGUGCUAUUCCUCCAGCCAGUGAUCCUGUAGUUCCAUCCACUGAUCCUACAGAUCCAGCUAUAGUUCCAGUACUUCCAGCCAUUUCCCCCACUGGUCAAUCCACCAAUGUUUCAAAGCCAAACCCAGAUUCUUUGGAUCUCGCUACAGAUGUGUUUUUACCAGAACCUCACCCAGUAUUACCUACCACUAAUCAGUUGUUCAUUGUUCCUGAGCCAACCACUUCACGAUCAUCACCCAUGCCUUGUUUGUCCGCAACUGUGAUGUCUCCAAGCCCUGACCCCUUAUCAGCCCCUGUCUUGUCAUCCCCAUGCCAAGAACAACCAUCCGAUGUACCUGUCACAUUGAGCCUAGCUACUGAUUUAACGCCACUUAACUCAGACCCAAUCUCUAAUUCCUCAGAAGUGUCAUCAACACCUGGUCUUACCAACUUAAAACCUGAGUCUACCCCUUUGUUACCAUCCCCUGACCUUUCACUAAGUGGCUUUGACCCAUCAUCACCAGCAUCAUUACCAGAUCUUGAACCCACGUUACCUUCCCCUGCUACAGUGAAACCAAUGUCAGCUCCCUCCAUACAUGCCUCGUCAUUCCCCAGCCUUGAAAGUUUACCAGCCCCUAGCCCUUUUGUACUCUCCUCUGAACUGUCAUCGCAAGCAUCCCUGUUGGGACUACCUGCCCCUGAUCCUUUUUUAACAACACCCUAUAUCCCACUGUUGUCGUCUUCUCACUUUAAUCCAUUACCCUUCGAGGGAGCCUCAUUUUCAUCUACCUCUCAUCCUGUUUUACCUGCCCUGGACAAUGCCCAACCCUCCCUUCCCCCGGACUCUUCUUCAUCUUUUCAAGUAAAUUCAGAACCAUUAACACGCCCUUCUACACCAUCUCCACUCCCGUUCCAGUUAUCUCCCUUUUCAUCGUUGGGUCCCGACCCAUUGUCCCCAACCCCGUCACUGGCUGACCUCACUCACUUUUUUUCUAUCUCAGAUGAGCUUGAGAUCACAGAAGACUUUCCAAGCAGUGAUGCAACUCCUGUCUCAUGCUCUACUGUCCCAACUUUAAACACUGCUAGUGUACCAGUUAGUUCCACUCUACCGGUUGGUUCUGUUCAACCUGUUAAGAACAAUAAACCCAGGCGAUCUAGGAAAAGAUCAAGAAAAGUUUCAAAAUCAACCACUGCCGAUCCACUUCCAGUAAUUGGUGGACCCACUGAUGUCACUAUGCAGCCCAACCUUGAGGAAGUGGAGGAGCAGCUCUUUGUCUCUUUCACGUCCAAGGAAGCACUUGAAGUCCACCUGGGAGAGCCUGCAAUUUCUGAGACGACGACUGAGCAACCUCAGAAAACCUCUGAGGCAACAAAUGUUGAAAGAGAAACCACAGAUGAAAUAAUAGCUGCUUUUGAGAAGGUUCUUUUGGGCGACCUGAAGAUCAUGAAGCAUCGGCAGGUUAUACAUCCUGUGUUGCAAGAAGUUGGACUGAAGAUGAGUUUACUGGAUCCCACUCUGGUCAUUGACUUGCAGUACUUGGGUGUUCGUCUUCCUCUACCCCCACCUAUCCCUUGUUCAGAACCAAGCUCUGUAGAAUUGGCAUCUUCUUCUCCAGGUGGUUCAGUCCCCUUUGUUUCAAGGACUGGCAAGACUACAGACUUCACCCAAAUCAAGGGCUGGAGAGAGAAGUUAGUCCCCUUGGACUCUCCAUCCUCCUCCAAGGCUGAAGCUGGCCCAAGUUCAGAUGUGGUCCGAAAGAACCUGUCGGCCUUCUGCAGUGACAUGUUAGAUGAGUAUCUAGCUAACGAAGGGAAACUAAUUGACGAGCGUGCUGCCAGUUUCAACCAGACCGCUGUGGUCACCCCGGUGACCUACCAGCUUCCAACCAAGAGCACCAGCUACGUCCGAACACUGGACAGUGUGUUGAAGAAACAGGCACCACCUGCUACUUUCACCCCCCCAUCCAAAAAAUCUAGACUGCCCCUUGCAUCCAAAGGACAUAAAAAACAUGAAAAAACUGAGAAAAGGCAACAAAGACCACGCACAAACCAGAAAAGAGAGAAAGCAAGUGCAGGACCUACAGUGAUCCCAACACCACUGCCCAUUAAACCACCACAAUUUAUGGACAAUGCAGCCCCCGUCACCCAAGAAGACCCAGAUACAAAUUUGAAAAGGAGAAAGAGGAAGCCAAGGGUCAAGUCUCCUCCACCAUCCAAAGACUCCCUUGUGUCGAGGCCAGAAGUUGAAGUGCCCCCUCCUGCUCACCUGGCUCCUGUUGAGGAUGACCACUCUGACCCAGAGCCUGCUUCUGCACAGAACAGGGUUGUUGUUCCUGGGCUGACCAAGGCCUUGGUCAAACAGAGGGAUCUUGAGGACGGGGUUGUCUGGGAGGGUGAACAUCGGACCUGUAUCACUCAGGUGAGGGCGACGAUCGCCCUCACCUCGCUCUUCACCUCGACAGGCUUUGUUUGUGAGAACCCUACAGCUCCUAUUAAGAUUAAGUGCCGAGCCCCUCCCUGCCUCAAUGCUUUCUGUCGGUUGGGCUGUGUGUGUGCCAGCCUGGCACAAGACCGCCGAAUUACCCACUGUGGAAAGAUUGACUGCAUCUUUGGCUGCAGCUGUCUCAGACAGAAAGUGGUUGUGCUCAAAAAUCUUAAAGGACCACAAUUCAGUCCACCAGAGGAGGCCUUGUCCAAGAAGAGGAAGAAGAGAAAGAGGAUGAGGAUGGCAUACACUCUUAGAGAAGCUGAGACAGUGUCAGAGCCAGCUGUACGAGUGAGGACACUGUGGAAGCAGACGGACGCAGAGAUCGACCCGGAGCCCCUCCAUGCCCCAACACCAGUUCACCUCCCAUGGAUUCCCCUGCAGGAAGAACCUUCAUCUGCAGGGGGGACUCACGGAUUGGUCAAGAAGGAUGGGACCAUGUCAUGUGCCAGGGUGCGUGUGUUCCAAGUAAAGAGCACAAACCGCCCUGAAAACAAUGGCGAUCAAUACGAACCGACAGGACCAGUGAGCCCCUCCAGGAAGUUGAAGUCUUUGUCCCACAGUCAGCCAUUCACUGAGCCCUCCAAGCGUCUGGAGAUCGUGUCUGACUGUAAGUGGAGGAGCCUCUCCGACAGGAACCUGGUCCUUAGGAUUGUGUGUGAACACAUGGCCCAGGACCACCUCACCAACGCCUUCUGGGUCAAAGGUUACCUCAUCAAACCUGUGUCUCAGACCCUGAAGAACGACGUAGAGAGCUGCUGCAUCCACUACAAGGUACACAUCUCUCAGGGUCCGCGGCCAGAAGGAGUCGAAGAGGAGAACUGUGAGGAAGAGGAAUGGAUGAGAGAGGAAGAUGAAGAAACACAGAUGGAGGAAGGGGAGGUGGAGGAGCCAAGAGAGGAUGUUGAGGAAGGACAGAGCGUGAAGAAGGUGGGGGAGAAGCAUAUCGUGAAGGAGAACAAGACUGUGGUCAAAAGAAAGAGUCUAAAAUGGAAGGGCCUGCCUUUCCUAAAUGGUGUUUCUCCUGCUGGCCUCCUUACUGCCAACCUUAAGCUAGCAUCCACCUCAGACCAGGAACUUGUCACGGUGAAUGGCAGGUCCUACCCCCAUGCCAAGAUACAACUGGGCAGGAUGGGAGCCAUUCACCCGGCCAACCGUCUCGCUGCCUUCCUUACUGAAAGGUUACAGUGGCCCGUUGGUCUGGAGACGUCUAUGUCAUCACAUGAAAACCCCUCAGCAACUGCUGAAGAUUUUGAAGGUUUAACGAAUACAAGUUCCUCCAUGGAACAACCAGCCCAAUUAGCAGCCAGUCUUACCACCAGUGUCGCCACGGUGACCACCACCAAUGUCGCCACGGUGACCACCACCAGUGUUUCCUCUGACACUCCAGUUGCUGCUAGCCCCAAGUCUAUUGUAACUCACCUGCCGCAGGCAGGGGAGGACUUCACACGGUUUGUGGUGAAACAGAUUAGCUCUUCACAGCCGAGGCUUCCCCUCACUAGUGAUCCUUCCAAGUCAUUGGGCAGUAUCUUGCAGCCCGGAAUGCCCUCUACCCCUCUCUCUACCUCUCUGGUAGAGGCAGCCUCCAGUAGAUCGUCCUCUGAUCCUUCCUCCACAGGUGAUGAUGGGUCUUCUCGCAAAACCUUCCCCUGUGCUGCAAGGGUCAUCAGGAUCCCAGCCCCCAGUACCACCGUCAGAAUUCAGUGCCCGCCUCCCCCUCCCUCAACGAACCCGUCCAGCCCGCUGACCUCUCCCAGGACGGGGCAGAGGGUAGUGCUACAGCAGGUACGGAGCACCUCUGGGGCCACACUGUUCCGGAACCCCAGCGGGCAGCUCAUCCAGCUGGUGCCCCUCAGCCAACUGCAGGCCCUCAACCCCAACCUUGUCAUGCGCAACACGGGUGGGAUGAUCAGUUUAACAACGCCUGCGUGCUUGGCUUCAGGGUCGACGGCCGCCGUAACCAGCUCCCCCUCCACCACCUCCCACGCUGCACCGCCAAGCAAGGGCCCUGUUAGCAUGGCUUCCACGAUCACCAGCGCCCCCCUUCUCUCUGUCAGUCUCCCAAAGCUUCCGACCAGCACCGCCUACACCUCCAUCGCCCCGAAAGCCACCCCUCACCAGGUCACGGCGUCCCUGCCAGGCUCCAAGUUGUUCCACGCCGGCACCGUUAGUCUGUCGCCCGCUGAGACGAACGGGGAGACGUACAGCUUGAAGAUAGUUUCUCAGACAGGCAACAAGGAGCCCAUCAUCAUCAAGUGUCCUAAGGUGCCCAACCAGGGUCCGUCCAAGGUGCUGCCUGUAGUAGGGGGCUUAACUGUCUUGGAGCCUCCUCCCAAAUUCACAGUAAUUACUGUAAUAACUCCCACAAAAAAUGUUCCAGACACUGGUGUCAAAGCCGACAGUGUCUCUACAGUGGACACCGGUGUAGAUCCAAAGGUCACUUCUGAGGUAUAUAGUUGGAGGCUGCCUUGUCAGAAAUCCACGCCAACUCCUACAACUGCCAAGUCCCCUAUGUCCGUAAAAGCCCCAAUAAGCCACCAGUUUAAAUUCAUCAAGUCCAACACCGUCACAGCGGUCCCCAAGAUCCAGUCUGAGGUAGUUCGAGUGCUGCAGCCUAUCCCGAAACUUGUCAAUCCACCAUUAAGCCCGGUUAAAAAGACAGCUGUCAAAGCUAACACCAUCUUCAAAAUGAACUUGAAUGUUAACACACCUAAGGUGGUUGGGGUCCAUCAUCCCCUCCAGAUGUGCGCUAGACCACAGAAGAAGAAGGAGCUGGAGGCGUUGGACAUGACUGAGGAUGAGGACGACUCUGAUAGCACAGACGGGGAAACGGAUGAGAAGACCGACAACUCAUCUGACAACACAGAUUCGUCUGAUUCCACUGUGAAUAAAGAGGAUCUCAUUGAUGUCAUCAAUAAGCAGUUGCAUCACAACGUUUUGGAAAGGAAUCGGCGCCACGAGUUACAGGAACGAUUUAAUCGACUGAGGGACUCACUGCAAAUGGACCAAAAAGCUUCAAAAGUUUCAAUCCUUGAAAAUGCAAAGGAGAAGAUUGAGGAUCUGACAAAGAGAAGUAGAAAUGAGGAGAAGCUAAAAGAAUCACUGACACUGAAGAGAGACGCUCAUCUCAAAAAGAUGUCCCAUUUAACUGGAGCGUCGGAGGAACAGAUCCUGAGGAACAUUCAGUACGUUUCCCAAGAGAAGGUCAAGACACUUCACGGAAAAUCUGAGUAUUUAGGGACCAAAGUUUCGUCUGCUGUCUCAUCCCCCUCUGUUGACACCACCUGCAUCGAGUCUGAGCCAAAACCAAGCCCAAGUCCACCGGCUGGUGCCCUCUCAAAGGACAACACCAAGGAGACCCAGGAGAUGAACAGCGAGGAGGUGAUGGAGGUGGUGGACCUUUGUGAGGACACACAGGAUGUGAUAGAGGUGGUGGACCUUCUGGAAGACCGAGAGGAGGUGAUGGAGGUGGUUGACCUUCGUGAGGACCCGGAGGAGGAGGAGAAAACGGACAACUCCUCGGACGAGACUGAGGAUUCUGAGGAUGACAAUCGCAAAAACAAAGAUAAAGGGGAUGUCAUCAACAUCAGUGAUGUUGAAGAAAGCUCAGUACAGGAGAUGGCUGUAGACAUUGAGACUGUGGAGGACAAAACACAUGAGAGCAUCACUCCACAUAUAGAGGCAAAAGUCACAAAGGAAGUGGAAGGAGCAGUGGUGCCCAAAUUUGAAAACUGGGGCCGAUAUUUGAGAAAUCGUGGCGUUGAACUUCGGAAGAGUUUGAAAGCCCUGAAGGAGACUUUGGUCCUUGACGAACCAGCACCUAUUGAUGAGGUCGUCCUCGGACAGGCUGGAAAACGAGUGCAUGACCUAAGAAACGAAUGUGAGCUUCUGGAAAAACAGAAGAAUGUGCUGAACAAAGAGAAAACCACCCCGAAAUCUGGAAAGAAAUAUGAGCUGAUCCGUAAGAAGCUACGGGACAUUUCUACCAAACAGAAAAACAUGGCCAACGGAAAGGGGAGCGAAGUGUCCCUACCUGCCUCCUCGUCAUCGACCCAAUCCACUGCCUCGUCAUCGACUCCACCCUCCGCCUUGUCAUCGACCCCACCCAAUACAACCAUCUCGACCAGUAGCACCAAGUCGCCCGAUCCAAAAUUCCCUGCUCUAAAGCUGAAGGUAGUCUCCGCACCUGUCCCCCCACAGCUGGCACCCCAACAAUCCAAAAUGAGUCCCCUUACAACCCCGCCCACCAAGAACCCAGCCGCAAGGUGGCGUCCAUUAAAUGAAAGGACCAGACCUAACAUCUUGUCCCGUAAGAAACCACAGCCUCCCCCAGCAGAUCUUCCACGUGCUAAUUCCGGGUUUCUCCCUCCUCAAAUGCUGUCCAUAGUGGGUGGAGUUGUUCCAUGUCAGCAGGUGAUAACCAUGAGCCCACUGCACCCUCCUGGCUCUCUGCUGUCGGUCGGACGGGUCACUGGGAUGGAAAUGCAGCAGUCCCUGACACCAGGUGUCGCUUCAGUCACCAUCAGUAUUCCCUCAAUGUCGCAGCCCAUUUCUCUCACUCCGCCUAGUAAUGUUCACAACAGAGGAGUUCCUCACAUUGCCAAUGUGAUUUCACUGGUCAACGUCCCACCUGUCCAGGCUGUCCCAGGUGUGUCAGGGGGCCCUCAGAGGAGGCUGUCCCCAGUGAAGAGUAGGGGCUCUAGGCUGGAACAAGGGAAGGUGCUGGAGAAGCAGAGUAGAGCUGUAGAGAUCAAUACGGGUUCCACCCAUGAAUCGGAGGAUGAAGAAGGCGGUGAAGACGACACUCUAAAGUCUCUCCUCAGUGAGAUAGUCUUCCUCAACCAACUGACCAAUGACAGCAGCAGUGACCCAGGAGGUCCUGCAGUGGUAAACUGCACACCACUGACUGAGCCUGUGGAGGCGGGCACAGACAGGGAAACCUCACCACAUCCGGAGAAGGAGGUAAUCAGAGACGGGGACGAUGAGCGCUCCCUCAGCCCUUUGUUCCUAAGACUGGACGAGGACCUCUUGGGGCCUAAAGAGGGGAAGGGGCCAGAUGAAGUGGCCAUCAAAGGCCUGCCACAACCCCAGGACCUGAAAGUUUGUCUCGGAGCUCAUCUGAAACCAUCUGAAGGAUCAGGUGCUUCUGCAGCUGUCAACGGGCACAGUCCACAACUAAAAGGUCUAGCACGUGCUGCAAAAGGCCAAGGUGGUGCCCUGACCCCACCCCCACUUCUGCAGAUGAAGGUUGGGGGCGGGACGAAGGUGAUUGAGUCCAAUGAGAAGCCUGUUGAUACCCUGGCCCCGCCCCCACUAGUGCAGAUGCGGCCCAUGCCGAAACUAACCCCCCUUGGACUAAAGAGCAACUCUCCGAUGUAGAACUACACACUAACUUACUCAGGCCUGGGUCUGCGUUGUAGCCAUAUCUACUCGACAUACUUUCAAAUGGGUUGUAUUUGUUCGGCACUAAACGGACAAAAAAGAUAAUAAGAAACACUUGUUUCUUUGCUUCCGAUUUGCCCUAAUAAAUAUGACCCAUAUCUGGCUCAACCACUCGGGCCUUUUCUAACACCUGUUUUGCACACCAGUUUUGUUGUAAAUGGGGCACUACCUAAUGUGCCUGUUGUAAACCCAAAGACGUUUCUAUGUGUAUAUACUAUGUAUUGACCUGUAAUAUGUAAAUGGAAACGCUGACAUGAUACUGUUUUAACUGUUGGAAGUUUUUCUGUUUGAAACUCAGAAUAAGUACUGAUCAGAAAUCUGCUUUGCCUCUCUAGAUAACCGUUGAUAAGCUUACAAGGAUCUGAUAGUGGAUCAACACACUUACUCAAAGACACUUUUUUUGAACACUGGCCCUGAACUGUUGCUUUCUUUCCCUUUGUUUUGAAGAGGAGAAGUAAGGAAUAUUCCAUAGUAAUAAGGUUCCAGGAACUCAUCAUUUACGGGUGUGCAGUAGUUCUGCCUUACACAUGUUUUUUCUUAUCAGAGGACAGAGUUGAAGGUACAGAUGCUGUUUGCGUUCAUAUUACUAUAACCGAACUGUUGUGUGUUUGACAUUUUGAGAGGCCCUGUCUCCAUAUUGGAUGAUGGGGAAUCUAUAUCUUCAUGUUUGUAAUGUAAGUUCUUGGUUGUACAUCAUUAGGUCUUUAAGGUUGAGGAACAAAAAGGUGCAUUUGUGUGGCACACUGCUAUACUACCUAGCCACUCAGUGUGUCCCACAGACAAACAUAUCUCCACAUAGGAAAAUCCUAAAGAACAGUGUCAUAAUAGGUCCCUGUAGGACGAGUACACCAUUGAGUCGGCUUGUGACCUUUAAGAGCAGCUUUACUUGUUCAGUGAUGUAGUUCUUAAUGAGACCCUGACAUUUACAAUACAAUAGGAGUAGAACUGACAGGUGUUCCCAAUGACGAACGGUUCCCUUUCAUAAUAAGGUCCUGGUCAAAGUGAAUAGGGUGCCAUUUCAGAGAACGCAUGUAUACAAGGUGGUGUUGAGGGAAAUGUGUUAUGGCUGUAAUGUUUUAUGCUGCUAAGAGGUUAAGCUUGAAUAAUUAAAAGCCAACCCUCUUGUUAAA
Messenger RNA from Esox lucius (northern pike), 12031 nucleotides. RefSeq names its product MAX dimerization protein MGA a (gene mgaa). The record is from RefSeq and is a predicted model, not a curated record. Gene Ontology annotation, biological process: regulation of transcription by RNA polymerase II; positive regulation of DNA-templated transcription; cell fate specification. Gene Ontology annotation, cellular component: nucleus. The transcript is spliced from 26 exons. Bases 333 to 10838 code for a protein of 3501 amino acids. Gene Ontology annotation, molecular function: protein dimerization activity; DNA-binding transcription factor activity, RNA polymerase II-specific; RNA polymerase II cis-regulatory region sequence-specific DNA binding. NCBI's taxonomy places the organism in Eukaryota, Metazoa, Chordata, Actinopteri, Esociformes, Esocidae.